Molecule: messenger RNA, 2491 nt
Organism: Cannabis sativa
Lineage: Eukaryota; Viridiplantae; Streptophyta; Magnoliopsida; Rosales; Cannabaceae
Product: BURP domain protein RD22
Exons: 3
Coding region: 429-1595 (388 amino acids)
Source: RefSeq, a predicted model, not a curated record
GAUUGACCUUAUAUACUAUUACUUGGAGGAGUCCAAAUCAAUUUUGGCAUGAAAUAUACAUAAUUCCAACCAAUAAUGGGGAGAGAGAGAAUUAUGGUCAUAUAAAUAUUUGAUAGCUCUAAUGACCGAUAUCCACUAGAUGAUAACUUAAUUUGUAAUAUCAUCCCUACACUUGUCAGGUAUGACGUCUAUGCACCUGUCCCAUGCAUUAAUUUGCAGUGAGAGAGCCAGGGACAGUUAGAAAUGGAGUUAAUGGUUGAAUUUAUGGGUACAAAAUAACAUUCAUCUACCACCCCAAACGACACACUAUAAAUUACUAUGAGCUCGUAUACAAUUUUCUUACGAUAUACAUUAAAAUUUAGUUCCAUUCUACAUCUCUCAACACACACACACACAUACCUCUCUCAAUAUACUGCUGGAUUACAAUCAUGGAGUUCCAUUAUUUUCCAUACAUCCUAGCUUUUGUCACAUUGACGUUUGCAGUAAGCCAUGCGGUGCAGUCUCCUGAGCUUUAUUGGAAGUCUGUCCUGCCAAACACACAAAUGCCCAAAGCUGUCACUGAUAUUCUACAACUGGAUAUAACCGAAGAUAAGAGUACCUCUGUCAGUGUUGGGAAAGGAACAGGUGUUGGGGUGAGCACAGGAAACCAUGGCAAAGGAACCAACGUUGGCGUUGGCAAAGGAGGAGUUUCUGUAAACACAGGAAAGCCUGGCAAAGGAACUAAUGUUGGCGUUGGUAAAGGAGGAGUUUCUGUAAACACAGGGAAGCAUGGCAAAGGAACCAAGGUUGGCGUUGGUAAAGGAGGAGUUUCUGUAAGUACAGGACAUAAGGGCAAACCUGUUUAUGUUGGAGUAGGGAAAGGGAAAAAUCCAUUCAUUUAUAAUUAUGCAGCUAGUGAAACUCAACUUCAUGACAAUCCAAAUGUAGCCCUCUUCUUCUUGGAGAAGGACAUUCGACCUGGCACUGAAAUGAACUUGAACUUCUUCAAGACUAUUACUUCAAAGCAAGCAACUUUCUUGCCCCGCCAAGUAGCUCAAUCAAUCCCAUUCUCGUCUCGAAAAAUUCCAGAAAUUUUGAACAAACUUUCAGUGAAACCACAGUCAACCGAGGCUGAGAUGGUAAAGGAAACAAUCAAAGAGUGCGAAGAUCAGUCGAGCAUUAAAGGUGAAGACAAGUAUUGUGCCACUUCACUAGAAUCAAUGAUCGACUUCACCACUUCCAAGUUAGGAAAAAAACUACAAUCAAUCUCAACAGAAGUGGAGAAGGAAUCUGAUGUUGGGAUGGAGAAGUACACAAUAACAAAAGUAGAAAAGAAGAAAAGCUCAGCAGGAGGUGGUGACAAAACUGUAGUGUGCCACAAACAAAACUAUCCAUUUGCAGUGUUCUAUUGCCACGCUUCACAAGCCACCGAGGCUUAUAUGGUGACCUUAGAAUCUGCUAACGGGACCAAAGCUAAGGCAGUAGCUGCCUGCCAUAAAGACACGUCUGCAUGGAACCCAAAGCACUUGGCCUUUCAAGUCCUUAAAGUUAAACCAGGAGUUAUUCCAGUCUGCCAUUUCCUUCCUCAAGAUCAUAUUGUCUGGAUACAAAAUUAGAAAUAAGUUAUCAUUUGUGAAUCGCGUAUUAGUGUGUAAGUGUUUUAUAUGUACGUUCAGUACUGUCCUAUACUCCUAUAUGUAAGACUUAUUAUUAUGAGCUUAUAAAAGUAUUGUAGACUUUCUUUUGACAAAAUAAAGUUUUUACUGUCAUUUUGCUUUUAUAAAGGCUUGGUUUGUUAUUAAGUUUGUAAGAGAACAUUGUGCUCUCACCAUUUGCAAUAUAUACUAGCCUUUUUUUUUUCUAAAAAAUCAAUGAAUUGUAUUUUACAUUGGAAAUAUUACAAUUUAUUGAGCACAAAUGAACGCCCAGAACACAGAAAAAACCAAUUACAUCUCAAACAACUAACCAUCUCAAAUCAUUUACAUUAAUUCUACUAAGACUUGUAUAAAAACUUCUAUAUUAUAAACAUCUUGUUUAAUUCUUGGAACUAUAAAAUCCACAGUCGAUCCAUAAAUAAACGACAGCUGAAAGAAUAGUCAAGAAGACAUUAUCUUUUCGAACCAGUUAAGUCUACUUCUUUUAAUCCAUUUAUAGACAACUAAAACAGUACAGACCCUUGUAUGAAUUCCAAUCCAGGACAGCUAAGAAUUCAUACAAUCCGCAGUCAAAAAAGCAGUGAUAGUAAGUCUCAUCUGCCAUAUCAUAAAUAUUGCUGCUCAGAUCAAUGUCCAAACCAAAUUGGAUCAAUUGGUCCUUUGUCUUCAACCUCGAGAGGAGAGUAAGCCACAUGAAAAUUCUAUGUUUUGGGGUAAUCAAUCUGCACCAAAUAUAAGGGAAAUCAAACCCAGUCCUGUGUUAUACUCAGCUAAAAAAGCGUAGAUUUUGGCAAUGGAAAAUGCCUGCUUCUCAAACUCAUUAUUGGUGAAACAAGCCUUAAUUUUCUUCUUUACCU